This is a messenger RNA of Aphanomyces astaci, 536 nucleotides long. RefSeq lists its product as hypothetical. Gene Ontology annotation, cellular component: membrane. The transcript has 2 exons. NCBI's taxonomy places the organism in Eukaryota, Oomycota, Saprolegniomycetes, Saprolegniales, Verrucalvaceae. The record is from RefSeq and is a predicted model, not a curated record. The coding region runs from base 45 to 410 and encodes 121 amino acids.
GCGACGGAAAAGCUGCAGUACGUAUCCGGUAUUCCGGAUACAAGAUGCUUAGUGUCACUUUCCAAGUUUCCACUGUCGCUACCAUGUCGAGCCACCACCCUACAUACACGUUGGCUGCAUUGCUGGCUAUUGGCGGAGUCGUGGGAUAUGUCAAGCGUGGGUCUGUGAUCUCCCUUGCUGCAGGCGUUGGCAUCGGCGCCGGGUUUGGAUUUGCAGGAUACCUGUUGCAACAAGGCCAGAUGACCAACGGCCAUGCGACUGCGUUGGCCCUCAGCUCCAUCACGAUGGCUGUCAUGGGAGUGCGUGCUAUCAAGACCAAGGCUACGGUCCCCAUUGCCGUUGCGUCGCUGUGCGCUGUCUCGUCUGCUUACCACGCGCAAAAGUUCUUGGAAUGGGCUGGUCAAGAAUAAGUAAGGCACAGUCCACCACAUGUGAAAACUCCCGUCCUUGUGUUUCUAAAGCGCCUCCUUGUUUCGCAUCGAUACAGUAUGCCAUGGCAUUCAAUAUCAUCGACCUUGGGCAUCCAUCCCCCCAUC